Molecule: messenger RNA, 1290 nt
Organism: Hyposmocoma kahamanoa
Lineage: Eukaryota; Metazoa; Arthropoda; Insecta; Lepidoptera; Cosmopterigidae
Product: lachesin-like
Exons: 8
Coding region: 125-1270 (381 amino acids)
Cellular component (GO): neuron projection
Source: RefSeq, a predicted model, not a curated record
UCGGGACUCCAGCCGGCCGCACGUAACACCGCUACGCGGCACACGCUACGAACUUCUACGUACUACGCGCGAUAUGAUGCCGCGCAAAGUGUGAAGUUUCUCCCAAAGUUGCGAUGUCAAUUGAAUGAUGUCGUUAGGAAAACUUUUGUUCUACGUACAUUUUGGACUUGUCUUCCAUGUAGUGAUUUGCUUUAAGGACACUGUUGAAGUUCCACGCUUUGAAGAUAGCCUUAACAAUUUAACAGUGUCGUUGGGGAGAGAAGCCGUCUUCACUUGUGUCGUCAAUGACCUCGGCUCUUACCGGGUGGCGUGGCUACGCGUGGACACGCAGACGAUCCUGACGAUAGCCACGCACGUUAUCACCAAGAAUCACAGGAUCGCUGUGAACCACAGCGAUCGUCGCGUGUGGUUCCUUCACAUCCACGACGUGAGACAGUCAGACCGCGGAUGGUAUAUGUGCCAGCUCAACACAGACCCAAUGAAAAGCCAAACGGCUUACCUAGAUGUUGUAGUGCCACCUGAUAUUCUGGACUACCCGACCAGUAGUGACCAGGUAGCGAGAGAAGGUGCCAACGUUACGCUGCGUUGUGCCGCGCAUGGAGUGCCAACGCCAACCGUGGUGUGGCGACGGGAGGCCGGAGACCUCCUGCCUACUACUAAUUUCAGCGAUACACAGAAUACUUCUGUGAGUGGCGCAGUGCUUCAUCUAGUGAAGGUGUCUCGUCUUCACAUGGGACCGUACCUCUGCAUCGCCAGCAACGGAGUCCCGCCUUCCGUCAGCAAGCGAGUAAUGCUGGUUGUACAUUUUCCGCCGAUAAUGACGAUACAAAACCAACUAGUUGGGGCCAAAGAAGGCGACAUGGUACACCUCGAUUGCCAUUCAGAAGCAUUUCCAAGGUCCAUCAAUUAUUGGACGAUAAAUGAUCAAAUAAUUUCACAGUCAGACAAAAAGUUCGAGAUCACCGCCAUAGAGCGAGGAUACGAAGUAGAUAUGCGGCUGAAAAUAAAGAAAGUCGGCCGAUCCACCUUCGGCACUUAUAGCUGCAUAUCAAAGAAUUCCCUUGGAGACACAGACGGGACUAUCAAACUCUACUCAUUAUCCGGAAAAUUCGAGGAGAUGCAGUACAACGAGGUCAGCGAUUUCGAUGAGACACCUGACGUCAGUGAAUUGGAAGCACUCAAGCGCAGCUUCUCGGCACAUGUCUCCUUCGGCAGUGCGCGCACACCUUUAAUGUUGUUAGUCGCGUUAUAUGCCAUCGUUGCAUUAUAAUUGUACCCAAACUUUGUAUA